Fundulus heteroclitus (mummichog) is the source of this 1827-nucleotide messenger RNA. RefSeq names its product cell division control protein 42 homolog. The record is from RefSeq and is a predicted model, not a curated record. Gene Ontology annotation, molecular function: GTPase activity; GTP binding. Gene Ontology annotation, biological process: small GTPase-mediated signal transduction. Lineage: Eukaryota; Metazoa; Chordata; Actinopteri; Cyprinodontiformes; Fundulidae. The transcript is spliced from 6 exons. The coding region runs from base 583 to 1137 and encodes 184 amino acids.
UUGCAAAUUAAAUGUGAUGCCGAUUAAAAUAAAAUCUGCUAACUAAAAAUAAAAUCUUAGGCUUUAAGCUGCUUAAUUUGCAUUUUUCGCUUUCUUCCGAUUAAACAGCUGAUUAAAAAAUAAAAUAAAAAGAAUCCUGGAUCUACAACUUGCCCAGAAGCAGUAACAAAAUGAUGAUCAGGUGCAAGGUUUUAAAACGAAAGAUAAAGCAAAUGAGAGUUUACGGGAAUAAGUUAUGUUUAAAUCCAGAUUGAAAUAAUAAUUUAAAAAAAUGCUCAUCUUUAUGCAUUUUGCUCCUUUCGUACAGACUCUGGCGUGCUGAUGUAAAGAUGCAGAGCCAGAAAUGCCCAGAAACGACUAGAAUGCGCUGCAGCUAGCUCACAAAUAGCUUUGUUGAUUACAGGGGAAACAACAGGAAGUGUAGUAUUGAUCGGCCAUCGCCACAGCUGAUAUUUUAACGCAUUACCUUCGGGAACUGGUAGUUCUUGUACAAUUAUUUAAUUAUUUUUUUUCCGCUUUAUUGUCUAUCCAAUAUGGUGGACCGCUACAGGCCCCCACCACAGCUGGCUCCAAUAACGAAAGAUGCAGACAGUGAAAUGUGUAGUGGUGGGAGACUGUGCUGCUCAGAAAACAUCCUUAUUGGUCUCCUACACCAGUCACAACUGUCCCUCACAAUAUAUACCAACAGUUUUUGACAAUUAUGCAGUCACUGUAUGGGUUAGUGGACAGCCCUACACGCUUGGCCUAUUUGACACAGCAGGUCACGAGGAUUAUGACAGACUGCGUCCCUUCAGCUACAAACAAACAGACGUAUUUCUUGUAUGUUUCUCCGUCGUUGACCCAACAUCUGCUGAAAACACCAGAACAAAGUGGGUUCCUGAGAUUUCCCAUCACUGCCCCGGCACGCCCUUCCUGUUGGUGGGCACGCAAACAGACCUGCGGGAAGACAGCACCAUAGUUGAGAAGCUGGCAACGAACAAAAAACGACCCAUCUAUCCUAAGGAUGGUAAAAAGCUGGCUCGAAAGCUCGGAGCUGUCAAAUAUGUGGAGUGCUCCAUGGUCACACAGGAAGGAGUUAAGACAGUUUUUGAGGAGGCCAUACUGGUAGCCCUGGGGCCUGGUAAAUGUAUCCCUUAGUUGCCUCUGUUUGCAGCUAUAGUAUGUAUGCAACGAAUUUUAAGACACCCAGUCUAAAUGUGCCUGAUUAAAAUGUGCUGUUGUAAAGCUGUGCACGUCACACAUUUACAUUAGGAAAACCUUACAGAUCACCUUUUGAAUCUACAGAACAGCAUGAAGCUAAGCUUGGUAUCCUAGAAUUGUGAUAUGUCAAUUUUAAAUUUGUUGUACUGGGUCAAAAGCCGGACCAGAGACAGGCUGUAAAUUAGCAUUCUGCUUUAAGCUCUAUGUACGCUGCAUCAGCUGCCCACCGGUAACAAUGUCUUAGUUGUUCUGUCCAUGUUAAAAUAAAUAAAAUGAAAUGAAAUUAAUUUUUUAAUACAGUACUUUCAAUUAGUUCAUUAUGUUUUAAUUAAGUGGUGAAAUCUGAAUGUGGGGUCAUAACAUAUAAUCACCAGGAUACAGUGGCUCUCAAAGGUCUACUCAUUUUAAUUAAAAUUCCUGGUUUCUGGCAUUUAAAAAAAUUAGACUAUAAUAAAUAACCACUUUUAAUGUGACAUUUGACCUACAGUUUAAUUAUAAAUUAAACUAAUAGUUAAAUAUCACAUUGCAAUAACCUUGUCCAGUGUGUGUCCACACCCUUUAACUCACAGGUGUCAAACUCAAGGCCCGCGGGCCGAAUCCGGCCCGUCAAGGUAAUUUAUCCGGCCC